Molecule: messenger RNA, 5416 nt
Organism: Prorocentrum cordatum
Lineage: Eukaryota; Dinophyceae; Prorocentrales; Prorocentraceae
Source: the annotation of a GenBank genome assembly
AUGUGUCGAUUCCGAGAGGGCGGUGAUCGCGAGCUCAAACAGCGGCAACCAAAAUGGGGGCCUCCUCUAUUCGAGACUGAAAUGGAGCAGGGUUCUUCAAACGAGGAACAAUACCCUCACAACGUCGAAGUUGGCUGUUCGGUAUGCGCGGCGCAGAAGCAAGAGUUAGAGGUUCCUUUCGUGAGGCAAACUGCAGUUCGGCCCGACGGAACAAGUUAUUUCACAAACGCCAUCCAUGGCGAGUGGGUGAAGAUCGCGUCGCUGACAACUGGUCAGAGCGUGACGGUGAGCUACGGGUACAAGGCGUCAGGCGGCACCUCGAGUUCCGAGGCGGAGACAAGGAAGUCGGCGCAGUCGAGAGCCAACGACCUCAAAGCAUGUUUCUCAACCUCGCUGUCGGCGUCUGUGGGGUUUGGUGCUCAAGCUGAAGUUGGUGGCACUGGCGUGGAGUUGGGGGUUGGCUUCUCAUCUACUCUCGGUCUCAAAGCAUGUGGCGGCGAGAAGACGACGCAGGAAACCAGCGUCGCCGUGGGUGUGACGCAAUUGACAUCGUGGGGCCAGUCAGUCACCGAGACUCAGUCGUUCUCGCUGUCGGUCCCCAGCCAGCUCCCUCCUGGGGUGCCCGAGGCCGACACCAUGCAGACGCUGGGAGUCGAUGUCUGGCAGUGGGAGUGGACAAUCGUCGAAGGCGCGCACGACAACGUGCCGACGAAGUGGUACAAGUCAAAGGCGGACAGCCGCUUCGUCUUCUCGCCUGUGCCCACGGGUGCCACGGAGCGGCGGCCGUGCUGCAUGCCCGGCCAGGAGUACGGCGUCCUCUGGUAUCCGUACAACUGCAAGACCCGUGAAGGCCUGCUUCCAGGCGCUGAGGAUGCUGCCCACUGUCAGGUCGGCAAGCCGGGAAGUUCUGCGGCCGCGGGGUGGUCCGCGCAGGCGGUCGUCGAGUGGUUGGGCACCCUCGGCACCUCGCAGUCGCAGGAGUACUGGCAGAACGUGGUCUUCGACAGGAAGCUGGACGGGCGCGCGGCCGAUUCCCUGCUGCGCUUCGUCGACGAGUCCCCCGCCUCCUACAGCGCCGUGAGGACCGUUUUCGGCCAGAUACCAACUGGUGACGCGCUCCUGAUACUGAGGGGCCUCAUCGAGCUGAGCACGAACGGAGAAGGCGGCCGCUUCGUGCCGCGGGCGCUCCUCGCCUCCGCUGCGGCGCGGCUCGGCCAGUGGGCCCUCUCGGAGCGCGGGUGGGCGACGCUGGAAGGCACCUUCGGGGGCGCCGCCGAGUGCGCCGUGGCGCUGCAGCUGCUGGGGUCGCUGCGCUGGGGCGCGGCGAUCCAGCGGCGCCGCGGCGAGAGCCUGCAGGCUCGAGUGGCGCUGAGCCCGUGCACAGCCGCCGAGCACACGGCAGUGGCGGGUCAGAAGCCGAGCGUGAACGCCGAGGCGGACGAGCGCCUUUGGUGCAUGGUGGCUCCAGACGGCGGCGUAUACCCUCACGAGCUGACGGUCCAGGCUCUACGCAUCGUAGUGCCCAACGACAUGACCGAUCACCGACAGCUGCCGAACCGCGGGGGGGCCAAUCCAGCGGGGCUCGGAGCUUACGGGCAGGACUGGGGCAUGACGCCCGCCGAGUUCUGCCUCCAGAUGCGGAUCGCUAUGGGGCGCUCGCUCGAAGACGUGAUCGCUCGUGGGCUGACAGCUCUGCCGCCAGCAGCGGGGCCCGAGGAGGAAGUUCAAGCCCUGGCCCCAGCUUCCCCGCGUAUCGGCUCGGGUUCGGGCUUGUUGAAGAUUCCGAGUGAGUGGGCCGUGGGCCGAGACAAGCUACCAUAUGCGAGUCCUUCGGGGUGGCGCUGCGUAGCCUCGAGCGACGGCGACGGCAAUCGGGUCCUCGGCGACGUGGACUUCGAGACGUUCGUGAUCACCUCUGGGUUCGGGAUCGGCCGUCGCCGCAGCGGUCCUCGCAUGGCGAAGUGGGUCUGCGAGUUCGUCCGAGAGAACGAGGUCACAUUCCGAUCGAGGCACGCGAAGUUCAAGGCGGAGACUGGCUUGUCGAGUAGCGACCAGGAUGUCUCAAUCCACGCCCUGUGCUGUCGGAUUAUGCACCUGCUUUUGACGUUCGAUCAGCUGAGCGCCAGCGAGCUCGCAUGCGCGGAGCUGGUGUGCCGUCGUCUUCAGAUGGCGGAAUAUUGGCGCCGCGACAGGAUCCACUCGACCUCGCGCGGCGAUGAGCUGCUCGAGGAUGCCCGCCUGUACCCGGGCACGGGCGAGGCGCGCGGGCUCAUCUGUAUCGCGCCGUCGCUCCUCACCUUCGUCGCCGACGAGCUCCACAAGGAGAGCAUGGUGCUGAAGGGGCGGCGCAAGCUAAAGGAGGAGCGGAUGGCUUCUCGCGGGGAUGCGAACUCGGGCAGUGGGGGAGGUGAUCAUCAGGGCCGCCUCGCAGGCAUGCAGAGCACAGCGGAUCGUCAGAAGUCGGAGAUUGACAAGUUGAAGAAGCAGCUGGCUGGAGCUCCGAAGGGCGACGCGCGGAGUCGGGGCCGCCGGGGGCUCGCCGUCGACCUCUGGACCUGCGAAGUCAUUGCUGCCCUCAACUUCCUGAACGGGCGCGUGGGCGGUGGUGGCUACGGCAAGUUGUCGGCGGCGCAGCUCGCUGAUGUCGACUCGCUGCGCGACCGCGUCUCGGCGUUCGGCGCGCCCGACAUCGGCCCCGCGGCGGCCUGCAGGGGUUCCGCGCGCCAGUGUGCUGAUUUUUUGCGUGACCUGUUCGAGGCUGGUAUGAUCAACUUCACCUCGGAGCGGAAGCACGCGCUCGCGCCGUUGUUCGUGGCUAAGCGCGACGGGGGCGGCGAGCGGCGGAUGGCCCUGGACGCGCGCAGGGUGAACCGCAUGUUCUACGACCCCGACGUCGCCGAGUUGCCGACGGCAGGAAGCUGGCAGAGUCUCCGUCUCGAGGCUGACAGCAGCCUGUACCUCGGCCAGUGUGACAUCGAGGCAGCGUUCUAUCGGUUCCUCGCUCCUGCCGGGCUCAGUGAGUUAAUGAUUCUGCCGAGUAUCGACAGAGUUGCCCUCGCCAGUGUUCUUCCUGCUGGCGCUCUGGACGAUACAGUAUCUCGCAACUGUUCACCAUGUCUGAAAGUCUUACCGAUGGGGUGGAACUGGAGUCUGUUCUUCUGCCAGCACACCGUCGAAGGUAUGCUGGGGGCCGUUGGGUUCGGCGACGCCAAGCUCGUGCGCGACAGGAAGGUGAUCCCCGAUUUGGCGACGGGUCCUGUGUCCGCUGCUUACGUCGACGGGGUGGCGGUCAUCGGCACCCAGUACGACGAGGUCGUUGACCAGCUGAGCGGCAUCUACGGGGCCUUCAACGACGGCGGCUUGAAGUGGAAGGAAAUGGAGCUGCCGAGCCAGGAGCAGAAGUUCACGGGCUUGAUCUUCGACCGCGACCUGGGGCGCAUAUCUCUGGGACCCGCGUGGAUGUGGAAGAUCCGCCAGGCGCUUCUUUGCCGGGCGUCGCAGCCUUGCGCUUCGGGCUCCGACCUCUCUAGCCUCGUCGGCCACUUCAACUGGGCUUCUCCAUUGCGCCGGCCGCUCCCUUGCAUCUUCCAAAGCGCGUAUCGCUUCAUCCAGAAGGUUCGAGUGGCAGCAGCGCUGGUGGCCUUCGCCUACUACGACGCCAAGAGGCCCGCCGACGCGAUGGUCUACUGCACCGGCGCUUGCACGGGCGACCUCGACCCGAGGGGCAGCCUGUUCGGCGGCUACGGGGUCACCAAGCGCGAGGUUGAGAUCUCUACCGUGAUCGAGACCGCGCGAGUGCGAGAGCGCUGGAGGUAUCAGGUCGAGGGGGCCAUCAAUGCUCGGGACUUCGCCUUCGCCAAUCGCGACGCCCCCGCCGAGCAGCAGGCGUCGUUCGCCACCGUCAGCUCGGAGCUCGUCUUCCCGAUGGGGUCCCGGAGGAACGUGACCUUCGGCCGCCGGAGCCGCGAUGAGAACAUCCUGAGGCUGGAAGCUCGAGCGAAGGCAGCAGGGCGCUUGGAGCUGGCGCGCCAGAAGGCCAAUCGGGCGAAGCUGAGGGCUGCGAAGUUCGGCGGCAUCAAUUGCAACCCUCGGUGUGGGCUGACCUUCUUGCAGAGGCGCAAGGUGCGCGCCGCCGCGAUCAGCGGCUUCGACAAGCACGUGGCCAGCUUCCUCGAGUGGGCCGAGGCGCCUUCGCUGGAGGCCAUCACGGCGGACCGCCUGGACGUCCUCCUGGCGGGCUACUUGGACAAGCUAUUGUGGGGCGGCGAGCUGGCGGGGGCGGGGUCGCGGCUGCUGGCGUCCGUGCAGUGCAGGCUGCCGCGCGUCCCGAGGCCGAAGCACGGAGGCCUGCCCCUGGCGCGGGCCGCGCUAUCAGGCUUUCGAGUGCACUCCAGGAGUGCGCCGAUGAUGCCCGUCGGCAAGCCCAUCGUGUGGGCCAUGAUCGGGACCGCCGCGUUGGAGGGCGACUUCGAGUGGGCAGGAGCUCUGGCGCUAGCCUGGGUCGGCAUGAUUCGCUUACCGAGCGACCUCGUCGACGUGACGACCGAGACGCUGGUGGGGCCAGGCCGCGGCGCGGUGCCGCGUUGGGCGCGGUUGCUGUACCCGAUCGAAGGUUCGACGCGCAGCAGGACGCUCUUGCAGGACGAGGGCGCGCUGCUGCGGGGCACGGCUUGGCGUGGCGGCGGCGGCAGCUUCCUGCGGCAGCUCCGUCGCGUGGCUGUCUGUUCCGAGUUGGUGGAGGCCGACAUCUCGUCGAUCCGCGGGGACCAGAGGCGGCCGCCGCUGCCGAGCUUCCUGGAGGGGAAGCAGCUGCGGUCGAUUCAGCCUUGCGCGGCCUCGCCCGCGCCUGUCGUGCGGCGCCUGGGCAGACGUUGCUCGAGGCGCGGCUGGCAGGUCCCGCGUGCCAGCCUCUACCGUGCGCCCUGGCGCGAUACCGAGUGGGGGCAGCUGCGGAACCGCAGGGCGGAUCGCUUCGAGACCUGGCUCGAAGUCGCCAACCAGCUCAAGGGCAACUGCGACGACCAGGGCAAGGGUGGCCGGCGACAGGGCGGUGAUGGGGGCGUCGGAGAGGCCUUCGUCUUCGAGCUCACCGAAGACGCCCCAGACAGGUGGGCGUGGGUCACGGGAAAGACGCGGGUCUUCGAGGGCGGCGCCGCGCGUGCAGCGCGCUUCCCCGAACGAGCGCUCAACUGCAGGGCUGGCAGAGAGGCGGAGCACCUCCGGCAGAGCCGCGCCGCGCUGCUGGAGAGGAGCGGCCCGGCGCGGCCCGCCGCGCAGUGCCCACCAAGAGCAGUUCGGCGUGACGGCGGCGAGCCGCGCAGCGGACUCCGCGGGGCGGGCAGACGGGCGCAACCUCGCCGCGGAGCUGGCCGGACAGCAGGCGCCAGAGCCGCAGGCGACGGAGGCGGACCACAAG